CCUUUUCGAUCGCCCGUAUGGCUCCAGACGUCGGAGCGUCAAUGGCGUCUCGCGACUGCUGGGGCCGUACACUAAAGGAGCACGAGUUGAGAUCGAUGUCGAGGGUCGGUAAAAAAGUCAACCGAUGCAGAUGGAUGCACGCACUGAGGGCGCAGGCUGGCAUCAGUGCGGGGUCAUUCGGGCAUGCAGAGCGACUCACGCCUGCAGCAUGAUGAAAGCCAUCAUACUGG
This is a messenger RNA of Tilletiaria anomala UBC 951, 230 nucleotides long. RefSeq lists its product as uncharacterized. Bases 18 to 212 code for a protein of 64 amino acids. The record is from RefSeq and is a predicted model, not a curated record. Lineage: Eukaryota; Fungi; Basidiomycota; Exobasidiomycetes; Georgefischeriales; Tilletiariaceae. The transcript has a single exon.